AUGCCAAAAUCUUUCGAGCAUGUGUAUAAUUCAGUUUACAUAAAUGAGGAUAUUUGGCGUAGUGACCAUACCAGCGGACUAUGGAACAAUAAAACUAUAUGCCUUCUAGGGUUCAAUGACUCCUUGGAGAGCUGCAAAAAGUUGGUGCUCAAGAUACUUGAAUCGCUCGUUACCAGAGGCGCCAACAUCCUAAAGUACCCUAACAAAAAGUUAGAUGUAAAGAAACUUAGCAUUACUUAUUACCUGUGCAACUACUCCAUGGGAUAUGAAUCAAAACCACCAAACUCACUGGACUAUAAGCUUGUAACGCCAAUAUGGCUAUAUAGCUGUAACAGAGAUAACAAAGUUUACUUGACUGAAACCCCUCCCAUUUUCAGAGCCAACAAGAGCUUUAACUGCCUAAAAUUCAAAAGAACAGGUUUGAAAGUAUCUCUGUUCGGUUCACUCAAAAGCAAACCAGAUUUAAACAAGGAAGAUAGCUUAAAUUAUAUAAAGUAUAGCUUUGACACAUUGGUCAGGUUCAUAUCGCAUUGCGGGUUCACAUUCUUGGACCCUUCAGAAGUAAAGAAAGAAAAUUAUAAGAAUGAUAAUAAAUUAUAUUUGCUGUUCUGUAAGACUUUUGACGAAAGUAUAGACGACCACGUUGUAAACCUUUCAGCUUCCAUACCAUGCUUAAGCAUUGAAUGGCUUUUCGAUUCAUAUUUAUCAGGUGAACUAAAGGAGACCAAGAAUUAUUUGGUUAUUCCUCAGAAGUACAAUGCAAGAUCAAUGCCUAAGAAACGUAAAAAUGUCAAGGGAGGUUAUGGAAACAAGGUUUUGUGUUUUUCUUACGGUUUCGCUGUUGAAAAUGAGCUCAAUAAGACAGACUUUAAGGAGUUUGGUGCAGUUGCAGUCUACGUUGUUAACCCUAUUUACGUCUUAGCUCCAUGGGCACUUGAUACUAAGGAUAAUGACCUCAAGAAAAUGUAUAACAGCAUUUCUCUCGUUGAGGAUAACAGGUUGUUACUCUUUGUUUCGCGAGCCGAGAGCAGUCAUGAGGGUAUAGGUAUAUUCGGGGAGCUAUCAAUGCUAGUUGAGAAUUGCGUUCCAAAGCUGGGGAAAAACCUAGUUCGGCAUGUUAAAAUCUACAACUCUUUUGACACCACAGAUGACCACUUUUUCGAUAUCCCAUCGGAGUUGCUCUCUGGAAACAAGUUGCAGAUAUUCGAGAGGAGUGGGAACGUGAAUUUGUACGACUUGGCCGAAAGUAUCACUUUUGUGGAUAUUGACAACUUAUCUCAGUACCAGGAUGAAAUUGGAGGUUCUGAGACUACUCAAGAGCUGCAUGAUAUGUAA
This is a messenger RNA of Theileria annulata, 1335 nucleotides long. RefSeq lists its product as uncharacterized. The transcript has 6 exons. Lineage: Eukaryota; Apicomplexa; Aconoidasida; Piroplasmida; Theileriidae. The coding region runs from base 1 to 1335 and encodes 444 amino acids. The record is from RefSeq and is a predicted model, not a curated record.